Messenger RNA from Symphalangus syndactylus (siamang), 4216 nucleotides. RefSeq names its product RAB17, member RAS oncogene family (gene RAB17). Lineage: Eukaryota; Metazoa; Chordata; Mammalia; Primates; Hylobatidae. The record is from RefSeq and is a predicted model, not a curated record. Gene Ontology annotation, molecular function: GTP binding; GTPase activity.
UUCUAAGUCGGCAUUUAACCUGGAUAAAUCCCAGGGCCCCACAUGGCCCAGUGGCAGCGUGGUUUCACUUUUAAAGAAGCACGAGCCAACCACUAAAGGUAAUGUUAAAAAAACAGGAGAGUUCCAGUUCUAGGAGGAACUGCAGGAGCAUGGAUUGAACUAAUCUCCCACAAAGAACAAUGAUCAACUCUGGAUAAGAUGUAAAGCACUGUUGAAGGACACUGGACAGUGGCCAAAGAAGCAAACUGACCAAAGCAGCAAAGAAUGGAGAGGACUCGACCUUGAAAGAAAGGAACUGCUCUGGAUGAAAUUCACACUAAGAUGACCUUCCUCUGAGGCCCCUCUCCAGGCUGCUUGGGGCAGGGCGGCUGGAACGCAAGGCCCAGGAAGUCAGGGAACGGCGUUCAGGCUGCCGGAGUGGCUGGAAACUGAGGGUGAAGUCUUAGAAAGAAGGGAGCUUGAAGGAGACAGCCCCAAAAUAUUGCACAUUAAUUCUAUUUUAUUAUUUUUGUAGAAACAAGGGCUUGCUGUGUUGCUCAGUCUGGUCUUGAACUCCUGGACUCAAGCGAUCCUCCCGCCUUGGCCUCCCAAAGUGCUGGGAUUACAGGAGUGAGCUACUGUGCCCGGCCCACAUUAAUUCUCAAAUCAUUAGCCUACCCCGCGAUACCCAAGUGAGACUCCAAGAAGCCCAGUGGGAAGCAACGCCUGUAAGGCUGAAGGCUGAGCAGAGAUUUCAGCUGCUGCCCACUGCAGGGAAGCAGAAUUUGGGGUCUAACUCCUGCCAAGUAGGCCCCUCAGGUUUUCCAUUAAAACCCCAGAAAGGCCUCCGCUUAGGCUCAAAGACUGUUUACCAGGACUAAGAUUCAUCCUAGGACUCGGGGUUAUAACAGUAAACAGAACACCCCGGCAUGACAACAGUAAACAAACAGUUAAAGGCUCUAGUUGGGAAAUUUAUAUUCUAGUUGGGAAAACUGCAGUAAACCAGUAAGUGUUAUGCAGAAAAAUCAAGCCAGGCUGUGGCUGGGUAGGUUAGUCAGAGAAGAACUUACUGGGUGUGUGUGUGGGGGUCACAUUUUCAGCAUGGACUUUAUAGGGGGAUUGAAUGGCGACCUUCAAAUGGUGGCUCUCAAAAAGAUGCGUCUAAGCUCUAACCUCUGGUACCUGUGAAUGUGACCUUAUUUGAAUAAAGAGUCUUUGCAGAUGUAAUUGAUUUAAAGAUCUCAAGAGGAGAGUAUCCUGGAUGAACCAGGUGGGCCCUAAAUCCUAUGACAAGUGUUUCUGUAAGUAGAGGAGACUCAAGGAAGAAGCCAUGUGAAGAUGGAGGCAGGGACUGGAGGGUGCAUCUGUAAGCCCAGGCACCGGAAGCUCACAGGGAGGCAGGGGUGGCUCCUCCCUCAGAGCCCCAGAAGAACAGCCCUCCCAAGGCCUUGAUUUUGGAUCUGUGCCCUCCAAAACUGUUAGAAGGAAGGUGGAUUCUUCAAGGGAAUUGGGGAGAAGAGAAGCACAUUCAUGUAUUUCCACAUUCUGCCUCCAUCUCACGAGUUACACAAUUCCCGGCACGUCACCACCCCCAGACCUUUGGUUACCAGACUGGGGGCAGAGGAUAAGGACGUCAUUGAAAAAUAGAGAGAUUCUCAAGUCUCCAGAGUGCCAGGGCCCAGCCGAGCAUGCUGGCAGCUUCCAGGGAGAUGGCCAUGCCCCAGAGGAAGUGGUUGCAUGGAGGAAGAAUCUCAGAGGAGGCUUGGACGUGGCAGAGCAACGCUGGUCCCGUGUUAGGACUGGCUAGUCCAUCCUGCAGGGAUGAGGGGCAGAGCCUCAGCAGAAGCCCAGGCCAGUGUCCCCCCUCCAGCAUAAGAGCCCCCCACUCCCACAGGACGGAGGAACCACUGUGAUGGCGGAGUUUAUUUCCCAGCAGCCCCAUGGGAUGGGACCCAGACUAGAAGUUAGGGUGAGUUUGGAGGACAUAAAGUGAGCUGGCUUCCCAUAUACUGGCUGUGUGGAGUGAUGUUCACGGCAACAGAUUUCCGUCUCAGCCUCAGGCCCAACCCUGCUACCCCAGCCGUACUCAGAGGCUCUGGAACUCUUACCUGGAGGAGACUCUUCUGUUACCACCAAGCCAGGACAUUUCGUGACUAGAGUCUCCUGAGGAAUUUGGGAAGACGAAGAGGAAGUCCACCUCCCUCUCUCCUGCACCUGGAGUCUCCUAUGUCCACGGAGGCCACGCCCACCCCGCCCUCAGGUGGCGUCAGCCCGGGAUCUGACCCCGGACUGGCUCACACCGAGUUGCCUCUGGCCAGUGCAGGGCUCAGCCAGGGUUGGCUUCCAGCUGACAGUGGGAGGAAUUAAUUCAUCUGACGGAAAUAUUCUUUUCUCUUCUGGGCUGUUGGUUUUUCAAGUGCAACAAAGAUUCAAUACAGCUCCAAGGAAAGAGCCAAGAAAAACAUUCCGUGCCAAAGUGAGACCCUGGAAGUGAAACCCCGGAACAAAGCUGAAAAACGGGUUCCAGUUGGGUGCCAGCAAACGCAGGACUGGAAUGUAACUUCCGGCAGCACGCAGGUGCUCCCGGGUCACCUGCUUUGUGGUCCAGCCUCCUGCCCUGCCCCAGGUGACCACAUGACCACUGUGGACUUUACCCUGACACCUUCUGGGAGGAGAAGAGGCCUGACCUUGGGGCUGGGGUCCAGUGGGCAUUGCCCUGGUCCAAGGCUGCUGCUCUUGACCUCUGCUCUGCGGCUGUUUUCCAUUGGAGCAGAGGCUCCUCCUGUCCUGCCUGUGGAGGGAAGCAAACCUUCCCCUGGACCAGAGAGAGGAGAGAGUGGAGACAGGUAGCAACGCUGUGGACUGGUGAUGGCAGGCUCUUCAGCUCCCUGCAAGUGACCGGGCCUGGGGAACAGGGCAUGGCGCAGGCACACAGGACCCCCCAGCCCAGGGCUGCCCCCAGCCAGCCCCGUGCGUUCAAGCUGGUUCUCCUGGGAAGUGGCUCCGUGGGUAAGUCCAGCUUGGCUCUUCGGUACGUGAAGAAUGACUUCAAGAGUAUCCUGCCUACAGUGGGCUGUGCGUUCUUCACAAAGGUGGUGGAUGUGGGCGCCACCUCUCUGAAGCUUGAGAUCUGGGACACAGCUGGCCAGGAGAAGUACCACAGUGUCUGCCACCUCUACUUCAGGGGCGCCAAUGCUGCGCUUCUGGUGUAUGACAUCACCAGGAAGGAUUCCUUCCUCAAGGCUCAGCAGUGGCUGAAGGACCUGGAGAAGGAGCUGCACCCAGGAGAAGUCCUGGUGAUGCUGGUGGGCAACAAGACGGACCUCAGCGAGGAGCGGGAGGUGACCUUCCAGGAAGGGAAGGAGUUUGCCGACAGCCAGAAGUUGCUGUUCAUGGAAACUUCAGCCAAACUGAACCAGCAGGUGCGGGAGGUGUUCAAUACCGUGGCCCAAGAGCUACUGCAGAGAGACGACGGGGAGGGCCCAGCCCCGCGGGGGGACGCAGCUGUGGCUCUGAACGAGGGGCCCGUGAGGCAGGCCAAAUGCUGUGCCCACUAGGUGCAGCCACUCCAGCGGGCUGUGGGGAGGACGCCCCCUGCCUGGGCCAUGGCCAGCUCCAGGUGGAUUCUGAUUCACUGUCAAUGCUGGGUUGCUCCCGAGCCCUAGAUGUUCUUGGAAGUUGGCCCCCUUUAUAAAAACCACUUCCCAUAGCCAGUGGGAACCGCCAGAGGAAGAUCUGGCGUCGGAUGGCUCCCAGGAAAGUGCUGUGCCCCAUCCCCACUGAUACCAUCUGAUUCCCCGAUGCCUGUGCCUAUCCCACCUGGACGGUGGCCCCCUCAGCCAGGCAGCCUCUGGACAGAGAGGAAGGAAGGAUUGCAAAAGUCCCCGGAGCACAGCGACGGUGGGAAGAUGCCUUACGCCUGAUCUGGGUGGGGCACUGGCCUGGAGCCUGGGCCCACCUGCUUCUGGGGGAUUGGGAAGCAGGUCAAGAUGGAGGUGGUGGUGCCAGGAAGAAACGGAGCCAUGACUGUGGGGUGGGCCCAGGAUUUCCGCAUCUUGGUGAAGUUACCCCUGGGAAGGGGCAGUGGCGCCAGUUCCCUUCCAUGGUUUCCCGGCUGGCAAUGUGGUGAAGCUGAGUUUCUGUCCAAUGAGUAGGAAGAUUCUGAGACAUUUCGCCUGAGAUGUAAGUUGUACUGCGUAUGCAUUUUUUUCUCCAAAAAUUAAAUUGCUUUUGACAA